Messenger RNA from Tetrahymena thermophila SB210, 1257 nucleotides. Its product is annotated as IBR domain protein. The record is from RefSeq and is a predicted model, not a curated record. Gene Ontology annotation, cellular component: ubiquitin ligase complex. Gene Ontology annotation, molecular function: zinc ion binding; ubiquitin-protein transferase activity; ubiquitin binding. Gene Ontology annotation, biological process: proteasome-mediated ubiquitin-dependent protein catabolic process; protein linear polyubiquitination. NCBI's taxonomy places the organism in Eukaryota, Ciliophora, Oligohymenophorea, Hymenostomatida, Tetrahymenidae. The transcript has 4 exons.
AUGAUUAAUAUAAUUUACCCGAAUUCUUAAUUGAAAUUAGUAGCUUUAUAUUUGUUUUUUAAAAUAAAUAGUAAAUCACUAAAAUAAAUACUUUUGUUUUAACUUUUGCUCCACUUAAAAGUAAGUACUAACCAAAUAAAAUCAGGUUCAAGGUUUGAUAUUAGAAGUAAUCUUUUUUUAGUAUUCUCUUUUCUUGUAUCUUAAAAAAGAAAAAAAUCAGAAUUGCAUGAUUUUUUAUUAAAUUCAACAAAAAAACUAUUAAUCAAACUAUAAUUUCAGAAAAUUAAGAAAAUAAUUAGUAAAAUAAGAAAGGAAAGAAAUCUAUUUAAUUAAGAUAGAAAUAUUAAAUACUUUAAAAUGAGUAGUUUUUAAAGCAUUUAAAAAUUAAAAGUAUCAGAAAUAUAAGAGUUAUUAGCACCACUUAGUUCCAUUAACGUUGACAAAGAUUUAUUAGUUUUUAUAAUCGGAACAUAGUAUGCGUAUAAAAAAAUAAAUAAAGAUUAGUUAAAUGAGUUUGUCACAUAGAUUAUCUAAUUAUACCAAUAGUGCAAAAGUAAAGGUCAAUAUUUAAUCAUAGAGUAGGUAUUUUCUUAGCUUAUUGAUGGCGAAGAGCAAGAACCCUUAUCUUUUAUAAAGUAUUAAUACGAUUCAAAUUUUAAAUAAAUGAAUUUGAAUAGUUAAUCAAAGCCGUUAAGAGAGUAAUAAGAUGAUAAAAUUGAAGAAUCUAAAGAAGAAUAGAAAUCAGAAAUAUGGAAUUGCGAUAUUUGCUUUGAAAAAAUGACUGAUUAAGAUUAUUGGCCAAUUGAAUGUUGUCAUAAUACAUAUCAUAGAGUUUGUCUUAAAAAGUAUUUUAAUAGCUAAGUAGAAGAAAGAAGGUUUCCUAUAAAAUGCGUUAAUAAUAAAUGCCCUUAAGUGGUUUCAUAGCAAGAUAUUAGAGAGAUAUUAAAUGACUCAGAUUUCCAAAAAUACUCAUAUUUUUAAAUUAAAAAUUAUAUUGAAAAAUAAGGAGACUAAGCUUCUUGGUGUCUAACUCCAGAUUGUUAAUACGCCUUUAUUUUAGAAAACAACUAAAAAAGAUUAGAUUGCCCUUUUUGUAAAAAAAGCUAUUUGCCUAAUUUGUAAUUAGAUUUAUCAUAAAAAUUUGACCUGCAAAGAAAAUAAAAUUCAGAAUAGCUAUUUAGACGAAGAUGUAAAAUUCUAAAAAUUAGUUAGAGAUUAAAAAUUUAAGUAAUGCAAUUAAUGUAAAAUGUGGGUUGA